Belonocnema kinseyi is the source of this 1533-nucleotide messenger RNA. RefSeq names its product EGF domain-specific O-linked N-acetylglucosamine transferase-like (gene Eogt). The transcript is spliced from 9 exons. The coding region runs from base 255 to 1469 and encodes 404 amino acids. Gene Ontology annotation, cellular component: endoplasmic reticulum lumen. The record is from RefSeq and is a predicted model, not a curated record. Lineage: Eukaryota; Metazoa; Arthropoda; Insecta; Hymenoptera; Cynipidae. Gene Ontology annotation, molecular function: protein N-acetylglucosaminyltransferase activity.
GUUCCAGGAGAAAGUGAUAAUUUACACUUUUUCUUCCUUGCUGAAAUGUUUUAGAAACUUAGAAAUGUUUAGUGAAACAGAAAAACGAAGUUUUACAAUCGCAACUUUUAUUUUUUCAGUACUAGUAGACUCAUAAUGCUAAAAUUAAAAGUGAAAGUAGCAAAGAUGUGAGAGCAAGCUCCAGUCUUUUGAUCUUUUCUCAAACGAAUCAUAAAAUUUCCGGAAGUAUCCUCUGCUCAACGAUUCCUUUCAUCAUGAAAGAAAGGGAUUUCAUUUUUAUUGUUAUAAAAUGUGCGCUGUUCGUCAUUCCAAUUGAAGGAAAUUAUUCGGGUAUUAAUUUACCUGAGGGUCAUCUAAAAUAUUAUUUCAAUUCUUUUCCUGCGGAGGCGGAAAAGUGUCGGAAUGAUGUAGCCUGUCCAUAUAAGAAUCAUUUGAAUACUAAAGCCUGCUGGGGUUAUGAAGCAAAUUGUAAACCUGAGAAUUCUUUCUCGAUUCCACACUGCCCUGGUGAACAUAAAGGAUGGGUCGCCACCAAAAGUGCUCAACUCGAUACAUUCUAUGCUCAAGGGGAUUUUGGUUACGUGAGAGAUCAAAGACGUGAAAUGAUGAUUCUGUGUGAACCGCUUUUUGUGGAAGACUCUUCCCUAGAGUGUACAGAACACAUGCGUUUUUGUAGAGGGCGAAAUAUUAUGAUAAAUUUCACUGAUUUGAUAAACAGAAGUGAACCAAUCCGAUAUAAAAUGGACGUCUUGAAAGAGGGAGAUAUUGGCGGAUACUGCAAGUUAAAUAAAAAAAGGCUGGAGGAACAAGCAGAUCAUAUCAGUCCCUUACAGUCUUGGGGACCCGAAAUACGAAAUUUUCGCAGUUUGCCACGUAAGCCAAUUGUCGAUGGAGAUUGUGAUGUGGUUAUUGAAAAGCCCACAUUUAUCAUGAAAAUUGAUGCUACAGUAAACAUUUAUCAUCAUUUCUGCGAUUUUCUCAAUUUAUACGCUUCGCUGCACGUAAAUCUUUCACAUCCAACAGCUUUUAAUCGAGAUAACCACAUUAUGAUAUGGGAAAGUUACAGUUACCGAUCAAUGUUUCAAGAAACAUUUGCGGCAUUCACAUCCAACCCUCUCUGGGAUUUGAAAACUUUUCGAGGAGAAACAGUUUGUUUCAAAAAUGUGGUAUUCCCUUUAUUGCCAAGAAUGAUUUUUGGAUUAUAUUAUAAUACACCACUCAUAUAUGGUUGCCAAAAAAGUGGUCUCUUCGAAGCUUUUGGGGAUCAUGUCAUGCAUCAUUUAGGUAUUACCCUGCACGAGAGAAAAGACGCGAAAGUGCGAGUCACUCUGCUCAGCAGAGACACGCAAUACAGAAGAAUUUUAAAUGAAAACGAGUUGGUCAAGGCUUUAAAGAAAAAUCCAAACUAUAGGGUCAAAAAGAGUACCAAUAAUAAUUCUACAAGACGAGAAUUUAAUUUUCAACAUUGACAUCAGUAAAUUAUUGUAAAUUGUGAAAAUAGUAAAUGUCAAUGAAAUUUUCUUUUUAAUUUAC